AGGAACGCGCUCCGGUGCGGCUCGGCCCGCGGGGUGGCCUCGUUCGAGCCCGGCUGUCGGCUGGGGGGCCGUGCGUGCGUGCGUAAGGUCUGCGUUCUGUUCUUGCAGGUUUACGAUGACAAAGACUACAGGAGAGUUCGGUUUGUCGGCCGUCAGAAGGAGGUGAACGAGAACUUUGCCGUGGACUUGAUAGCGGAGCAGCCUGUGAGUACUGUGGAGAGCCGCGUGAUCUCCUGUGACGGCGGGGGCGGGGCCCUCGGCCACCCGAAGGUCUACAUCAACCUGGACAAAGACACGAAGACCGGGACGUGCGGCUACUGCGGGCUGCAGUUCCGACAGCAGCGGCACUAGCGGAAGCUGGGCCGGGGCAGCGGGGUCAUGUCCGACUGAAUAAAGCUGCUGCUGUCCGCGUGA
Messenger RNA from Oryctolagus cuniculus (rabbit), 414 nucleotides. The record is from RefSeq and is a predicted model, not a curated record. Lineage: Eukaryota; Metazoa; Chordata; Mammalia; Lagomorpha; Leporidae.